Molecule: messenger RNA, 3121 nt
Organism: Medicago truncatula (barrel medic)
Lineage: Eukaryota; Viridiplantae; Streptophyta; Magnoliopsida; Fabales; Fabaceae
Product: auxin response factor 18
Exons: 4
Coding region: 728-2842 (704 amino acids)
Biological process (GO): regulation of DNA-templated transcription; response to hormone
Cellular component (GO): nucleus
Molecular function (GO): DNA binding
Source: RefSeq, a predicted model, not a curated record
AAAAGUCAUUGGUUUUUAUUAUUUGUUUCUGUUAGUUUUCGUGUGUUGUGUGGUGUCAUUGUGCGUGUAUGCUUUUGGACUCUUGCCAUUGCAUUGCAUCAUCCAUCCAUAAACUGUCUCUCUCUCUCUCUUUUCUUAUCUCUGCACUGCAUCCAUGUCGGCCAUCAUCUCUUUCCUUUGAAUUGAAUCCACCUCAAGAUUCUCUUUUCUAAUUUCUACCUUUUUCUUUCUUUCUUAUAUUCUAAACUUUGAAGAAGAAGAUCUUGUUACAUAUAUGUAAUACAUAUUAUUUUGUUGUCACUACUUGUUUUUUCUUCUCUUCAUUUUUUAGCUUGGAUCUUGAACUGUUUUUUCAUUUUUAUAUAUGUAAAAAAUUUCAAGUUUGAAAUUCUCUGUUAAAAAACAGAACAGAAAAAAUAAUUUGGUGGGUAUGAACAAUUUUCAUGAAAUUUCAAAUUUUGAUAAACAUGGAAGCAACCCUUUGAGAUAUUUAAUUGUUCAAGACAUUAGGAUUUUCAUUGUGUCAAUGUUUUGGAGACAAAGUAGUUAAUUGCCAUCAAAAUUGAAGAAAAAAUAAAUAAACUUUAUGAAAUCUGAAUUAUUAUUAGUCUGUCAGCAAAAUUGAAGACUCAAGAGAAGCAGUGAGCAACUGGGAUUUUUGUUUCUGAAUUUUGUUGACACGUGGCAAGCAAUUUUCUUCUUGUUCCAGCGGUUACUGUGAUCAUAUAUGACUUUUCAGUUGCAGAAAUUUUGCAGUGAAAGUUUUUUGAAGAUGAAUAUAUUUAUGGAUUCAAGAGAUAAUAACAAUAAUAACAACUCAUCAGAAGAAGUUGAAAGGUGUUUAGAUCCUCAGCUAUGGCAUGCUUGUGCAGGUGGAAUGGUUCAGAUGCCAACAGUGAACAGUAAAGUUUAUUACUUUCCUCAAGGUCAUGCUGAACAUGCAUGUGGACCUGUUAACUUCAUGAAUUGUCCAAAGGUUCCACCUUUGAUUCCAUGCAAAGUUUUGUCUAUAAAGUAUAUGGCUGAUCCUGAAACAGAUGAGGUUUAUGCUAAGCUUAAGCUUGUUCCUUUGAGUGGAAAUGGAAAUGGAAAUGGAAAUGAUGCUGCAGAUUAUGACACUGUUGGAGGAAAUGAAAAUCAAGAUAAGCCUGUUUCAUUUGCAAAGACAUUGACUCAAUCUGAUGCUAACAAUGGUGGAGGUUUUUCUGUUCCUAGGUAUUGUGCCGAGACGAUUUUCCCUCGUUUGGAUUAUGCGGCUGAUCCCCCUCUUCAGAACAUUUUGGCUAAAGAUGUUCAUGGGGAAACUUGGAAGUUUAGGCAUAUUUAUAGAGGGACGCCGAGGCGGCAUCUUUUGACUACUGGUUGGAGUACUUUUGUUAAUCAGAAGAAGCUUCUUGCUGGGGAUUCAAUUGUGUUUUUGAGAGCGGAAAAUGGUGAUCUUUGUGUUGGGAUUCGACGAGCGAAGAAGGGUAUUGGUGGUGGACAUGAGGAUCCAUUACCAUUAGGGUGGAAUCCUGUUGGAGAAAAUUUUCCUCUUCCUUGGUUUACACAGAAUGAGAAUCAAAUGGGGAGAAACAUUAACAACAACAAUGGUUUGAACUCAGGCGCGAAUAUGACUGGGAGGGAAAAAGUUAGGCCAGAAGCGGUCCUUCAAGCAGUAACUUUAGCUGCUAAUAGGCAACCAUUUGAGGUUAUUUACUACCCUCGCGCAAGUACACCAGAGUUUUGUGUGAAGGCGCCUUUAGUAGAGGCGGCAAUGCAGAUUCGAUGGUGUUCUGGAAUAAGAUUCAAGAUGGCCUUUGAAACCGAGGAUUCGUCUCGAAUAAGUUGGUUUAUGGGAAUUGUAUCUGGAGUUCAGUUUGUUGAUCCCCUUCUCUGGCCUAAUUCACCUUGGAGGCUUCUUCAGGUUAAAUGGGAUGAACCAGAUUUACUGCAAAAUGUGAGAAGGGUGAGUCCAUGGUUGGUUGAAUUAGUAGCAAACAUUCCAUCCAUAAACCUUUCACCUUUCUCACAACCAAGGAAGAAAUUGAGAUUGUCGCCGCACCACGAUUUCCCCCUCGACGGCCAAAUUUCAGUGCCAUCGUUUCCUAGUAACCUUCUAGGUCAGAGCAACCUAUUCCGUUGUCUACCCGAAAGUACUCCUGCUGGCAUGCAGGGAGCCAGGCAUGCUCAUUAUGGUCUUCCGAUAUCGGAUCUCCACCUCAGUAAAGUUCAGGCAGGUCUAUUUCCGGCCGGUUUUGUGCCUUUUGAUCAUGCUGCUAAACUACCUAGUGUCUCUAAUAACCUAAUGAUGCAAAAAUCUAGCAUGAGUGAGAAUGUCUCUUGCUUACUAUCCAUGGCAAGUUCUACUCAGUCUUCAAAGAAAUUCGACGAUGAGAAGAAACCUCAGCUUGUUCUUUUCGGCCAAAAAAUUCUCACCGAGCAACAGAUCUCUAAUGACCGUUCAUCAGAUGGAAAUACCAAUAAAAUGGGUAAUUUUUCCGAUGGUUCGGGAACUCCUCAUCAUCAACAAGUCUUACAAAAACGCUCCUCUUGUGAGAGUUUCCAAUGGCAUAGGGAUAACCACGAAGAAACAGAAGCAAGUUUGGAGAGUACGGAUCACUGUAAAGUUUUUCUCGAAUCAGAAGACGUCGGUCGGACAAUCGACCUUUCUUUACUUGGAUCUUAUGAUGAACUGUACAGAAAGCUGGCAGACAUGUUUGGCAUAGAAAAAUAUGAGAAGGUAAGCCGCGUGCUCUACCGCGAUAUAUCUGGAGCAGUCAAACACAUUGGAGAGGAACCAUUCAGUAACUUUACAAGAACAGCGAGGAGGUUGACAAUUCUAAUGGAUUCAAGCAAAUAACCAUUCUUUCAAUUUUGUACAGCUGGUUAAUGAAAUCCUCCAUUGAGCAACAGAAGGAGGCAGAGUGAUCUAAUUUUUGAAUGUUUGGAUUUUGAAAUGUAGUGAAAUCCUUUACUUUUAACUUUGCUUACUUGAUUUCUCUUUUCAAUUUAGUGUUUUUUUUUUUUGGAAGAGGAUAAAUAUGAUUGGUCUUUUAUGUAAUGAAAAAAAAAAACACAAGUAUUCAACUUGAAUACUUAAUUGAAGCAUUCAACUUUGUAGAGAUUGUAAUCUGCCUCA